AUGAAAAGGGAUACAAACAACCACAAUGGAAGUGCUUGCGCGUUCCACGAAGGUUCUAGCCAGAUGGUGGACACAUCUUUUCAUUCCACAGGAGACGGUAGUGGCGCUCCGACACAAAACGUCCAACAGCAAGAACAAUUACCACACCGUACAGGAACUGGGAAAAGGCGUGUAGGUGGGUUUAGUCCUUCAGUUGCACCGUUUGCAUUGGACACACAGGAUCCAACGCCCCAGCAGCGGAGGACCUUACUGGGCCGUGGUGGGGUAGAGGCCAUGAGACGGAACAGACAAGAUCAAAUGAACCUUUCAUGCAAUGAGUAUCCCGACCCCCCACCCGUUGGGGUGCGCGCUCCGUUGCGUCAUGUGGUGCGGCCUGGGUCCGCGAAGCACCAAGAGCAGUCUACAACAUGCAUAGAUGAAGAUACCCUGCGGCGAGCGAAGGCACGUUGUCCACAAAGCGCGCAGCAGCGUAUGCCCAGUUUUAUAUUCGGUGAGGAUCCGCAGGGGCCGCGAAGAACCGGACGCGCAAUGCACGCGCAGAGCUAUAAACCCACGUCCCUGUGGUGA
Molecule: messenger RNA, 567 nt
Organism: Trypanosoma brucei brucei TREU927
Lineage: Eukaryota; Euglenozoa; Kinetoplastea; Trypanosomatida; Trypanosomatidae
Exons: 1
Coding region: 1-567 (188 amino acids)
Source: RefSeq, a predicted model, not a curated record